GCGAAAAGAAAUCUGGGACGUUGGUAAUGGUGCCUGCCUGCCUCGACCGAAAAUACGCACGCCAUUUUGUUGUCUUUGACUAAAUUUGACAAUUGACGUCUCGAUGGGUUAACCUUUGUGUUGCCUUGUUUAUUACCUGAUGGAUCUGUUGUCAAGUUAUGAUGAUGAAUUAUCAAACACAUCAAAUACUGAGCAGGUGAUUUCAAAAUCAAGAGAUAGAGAAUCCAGUUCUACGCGUGUCCAGUCUGAGUGGGAAAACUUUGAGAGUGCUAUUACAUCUGGGAAUCCCUCGUCUGCACGGUCGAGUUAUCCGUCCAGUAUGUCACAAGAAGACAGUUGUGCCUCUGGUGGUCCUCAAAGUGAAUCGGAGACCAUGUCGGUCAGCAGCUUGAACACAAAGCCGGUUGUUUCAGACAACGCAAAAAGAAGUGUGGAGGAAGAUGAUGAGGAUGAGUCCCAUCUGCCCCCAGGUGUGCGGCGCAAAAACAGGUGUCACACAAGCAGCUCGGAGGAUGAGGAGGAAGAGAAAAAGAAGGGCAGCGAGUCGUCGGCUUCAGAUUCUGAAUCGGAUGCAUCUCCAAGACGUGAUGCUGCAAAGAACAAGGUUGAAUCGGAAAACAACAGUGUGAAAGAGAACUCGAAGUCUACAGAAGUUUCAGGAUCCUCAAAAAAGGCUAGGGACAGCAGAUCCAAGUCAAGAUCCAGAUCUCCGUCCAGGAGGAAGCGCAGACGGUCGUCAGAUCGUAGUCGCCACUCACGCUCAAGAUCCCGUGACCGCGGGCACAGGAAAGAUAGAAAACGCAAGUCGCAUCGUUCACGCUCAAAGGAUCGCCGCAGGUCUCGGGAUAGGGAACACAGAAGGCGACGGGAACAUAAACGCAGCCGAAGCCGCAGCAGAGACAAGCGAGACCGACACAAAGAGCGCAGAAGUCGCAGCAGAGAUAGAAGUCGGCGGGAGAGGAGCAGAGACCACAGUCGGAGUCGAGACCGUAGCAGGAGUAGGGAGCGCAGUCGAAGAAAUAGGAGUCGAAGCUCAAGUCCUAAAAAUGUGAUAAAAUUCGGAGACAAGGUGAUAAAACCAGGGGCCAGCUUUGGGCGACCGCCCCCUUCAAAACCUAUGACUUUCAAAGAAAAAAUGAGGCAGCAGCUUAUCAAAGCCAUUGAAGGAGGGGGAGAUGUGUCUUCUGCUCUAACCAAUGAUGAUGGCACGGCGCUGUGCACGCAGACGGCGGGGACCCAGCAGAUGCCGGCGGCCAAGAAACCCCCGGUGCCUCUGAUGGCCAAUCUGGUGACCAGCACGGCCGGACUCUCUGCGAUGACUGUCACACCCUCGGAGGCAGCCAUGCAGUCCAUGCUGGCCAUGCAGAAGGAGGCGACGGCCAAGACAGGCGUGGAAAUACCAAAGUAUUACAACCCAGCAGCCAUCAAUCCCAUGAAGUAUGCUGAACAAGUGCAGAAGAGAAAGCUGCUGUGGUCGAAAAACAAAGACAAGGAGGUAGUGUCUCAGUGGCAUGCAACGACGCUCUCAAGCGAUCAUGAUGACAAGUCCAAGGAGAAAUUCCGCAAGUUGAUGGGCAUCCGGCAGGAGUCUGGGGACAAGGAUGGCUCUGAGUCAGAGAAGGUGAUUGAAGAACAGCAGGAGCAAAAGCAGCGCGAGAUCUUUGACAAGCUGGACAAGGAGUACCAGUACGCCCGCAUGGCCACUCACACGCACCGAGGCAUUGGCCUGGGCUUUGGCUCUGCCAGCUAUCAGCAGCCGCCCACCACCUCGUCGUAGACAAACUUUGUGGUGUGAUGAUGGGAAGAUAGCUUCAGCUGUGGGGGGGGGUGGGGUGGGUGGAGGAAGAGGGUCUGCGAUGAACGUCCGUUACGUCAUCAUAGGUAGAUCAUUGCGGCUUGUCGUGAAUGCAAGAGCGGGUGUGAGAUGGGUGGACUUUGUUUGGUCACUCUGUGCUGACAAGUGUGAGACUCUGACACGAUUUAUGUUGUGGGGAGAUUGACAUUGUCAUCUUUGUCAUUCUUCGAUCUCGACGAUAGACAACUCGAUGGUGGGUGUUGACGAAGUGGAAGGGUUAUUUUGUUUCAGUCCAGUUUGUCAGGUUCUGUGGUUUCUGAGCUUUGGAUAUCCCCAUUUUGUGGGUGGUUGUUUCCUACCAAACAUCUAUCGUCCUGGUCUCUCCUUCUUUUUGUGUUUGUUUCUCUCUUGUAACACCUCUAAUCUUCGGCACUUAAAUGACCUUAUUGUGUUGCAAGUGCUGUAAAACUCUUACUAACACUAACUAUCCCCAUUGUUGGCUGAGGCUGUUCAAAUGGUAGAUCUAGGUGGCACAUACCUUUUGUGCUGUGAUCUACAUGGUGAGUCUUGUUGAGAAAGUCGUGCUCUUUGUUCUGCUGGAUGAACACUUAAAAAAAAAAGUAAUACCUUAUUUGACUUUUUGUAGCAAGAUGCGAAAUUCCUCCGGUGGGUUUUCUUUUUAAUAGUCAAAACAUGGAAAUGUACUGAGCAUUCCUGCUGCUUUAUUUGGAAAAGGCUGCACUCACUGUGUGUGCUUAUUUUGACAUCAGCCGCACUUUAACCCCACAACCCAGCACUCAUGUCUCCAAAAAUGUACUGUAGUGCAGUUAUAUAUUGAUGUUACAGAGGGCAGAGGGUGGUUUGCAGGUGCUUUGAUAUGGUCGUAUCAAACAACUAUUGUCCAUACUCCCUCCAUUUCUGUAGGCCUUGUUACUCUCUAGUUACUCCUCUUAUCUUGGGCAUUUGUAUGACUGAUUUGUGUUGCUAGUGCCACACAUCCUAACUAAAACUAUGCUAAGUGCUACUGGAUGUGACUUGUACACAUUCUCACCUGUGGGUGGUAGGCGGGUGCUCUGGUGUGGUUUGCUCCUUCUUUCCUAUCAAACACUUAUUGGCCUUAUCUCUCCUCUUUCUUUUUUGUGUAUGUUAGUUACUCUCUUGUAACACAUCUAUUCUUCGGCACUUAUAUGACCUUAUUGUGUUGCAAGUGCCGUAAAACUCUUACUUUAACUAAAAAUUCUCGCCUGCAGUCAGCAUCUAUAGAGGUGAAACUGCUAGUCUAAAGAGAAUAGAAGCAUGCAAAGUAUUCUAGAGCUAAAAGUUCUCAUACUUCAGCACAAUGUCAGGAAAAAAGUUUGCAUGAUCAUUAUUCUUGAAAUUGUUUGUUGAUUUGUUGUGGGGGGUUUUCAUGUCGCAUACUGUAGGCUACUUUCAAAGUCGGAAGACCAAUGUUGAUGCUCUCUUGGUUGGGGGGAGCUUAUGUUUUCAUGCUUGUCUGUGAGCCUGGUGCUGUGUGUGUUAAAUCUGUUGAUUUUUUGCAUGGCUGUUGAGAGAUGAGAUAGACAAAGAUGUGAAGAAUUGGCUGCAUGUGGUGUUACGUGUGUUGGGUAAAAAAUGAAAAUGCUCUGGUAAUGUUUGACUGUGUGUCAUAUGAGUAUUGAAAUGAUCUGUAAAUAGUGGUCUGGUUGUGCUGUUUUGAGGAA
This is a messenger RNA of Aplysia californica (California sea hare), 3498 nucleotides long. Its product is annotated as arginine/serine-rich coiled-coil protein 2. Lineage: Eukaryota; Metazoa; Mollusca; Gastropoda; Aplysiida; Aplysiidae. The coding region runs from base 140 to 1777 and encodes 545 amino acids. The record is from RefSeq and is a predicted model, not a curated record. The transcript is spliced from 10 exons.